This is a messenger RNA of Rhagoletis zephyria (snowberry fruit fly), 1675 nucleotides long. It is a transcript of the gene snk, whose product is annotated as snake. NCBI's taxonomy places the organism in Eukaryota, Metazoa, Arthropoda, Insecta, Diptera, Tephritidae. The record is from RefSeq and is a predicted model, not a curated record. Gene Ontology annotation, biological process: proteolysis. Gene Ontology annotation, molecular function: serine-type endopeptidase activity.
GCUAAAGCAAAAAUAAAUUGAUUCUGCUUGAGUGUAAAAAUAUAAUAAAAUAAAUUGUCGUGUCGUAAUCGAAAAAGUUGAAAUGCUACCUGUCCUAUCACUUGGCGAUGUCAUCCUUGGAUUAUCAAAAUUUUUCAAAACAAUGCAUGGAUUGUGCUGCUUUUAUAAGCUACUACUACUUGCCCUAUUUCUAUCGAAUGCAAUUGGUUUUAACUCACCUCAAGUAUUUCAAUACUACAAGAGCACCAAGUAUACCAUUUCCAAACCGUGGCGUGGUAAGCCGAAUAUUUUUGAAAAACUACCUGAUCGCAUGAAUAUAUUUAAGAAAAAUCCCCCUCCGCCAAAACGUGAAGCAAACAUUCCGAAUGCUUACUUUUACAACGUGGUUAAUAAUGCCAACACGGCACUCACUGCGCCAAAUAAUCAAUUUUUCCAAUUACAACCAAAUUCGCAUGUUAAUAAUACUGAUGUUUAUAAUAUAAUGGACAAGAGAAAAAACGAGAAGGUUACGCCCACAAAGCGGCCAGAGGGUUCAUUUUGUCGGCGCAGCUUUGAUGGACGCGCCGGUUACUGUAUAUUGGCUCACCAGUGUCUACAUGUGAUAAAGGAAUAUCGAGAGCAUGGCACUAAGAUUGACUUGUGUACGCAUCGACAAAAUGUACCGGUCAUCUGCUGUCCAUUGGCAGAAAAACAAUUGGAAACACAAAGCAUCAGCGCGAAAAAAUGCCAGCAAUAUAAUGAUAUUAUUGAAGGCGUUAAGUUUGAUAUUCAUCGAACAUUUUCUGGGAAAACUUGUGUGCCCAGUUUACCCUUGAUUGUUGGCGGACAGGUCACGAAUGAAGGCGAAUAUCCACAUAUGGCCGCAUUGGGUUGGACUAAGAUAGAUGAGGAGAUACGUUGGGGUUGCGGCGGCACAUUGAUAAGUGAACGGUAUGUUCUCACAGCAGCUCAUUGCUCUACAGCCAGCGAGAAUCCGCCCGAUAUCGUUCGUCUAGGUGUGCCAAAUCUGUUUCUAAUCUCAACUGAAGCUCAGGACAUACGCAUUGCCAAAAUUAUAUUGCAUCCGAAAUAUCGAUCGUUUGCUUAUUAUCACGAUAUUGCAUUAAUGAAAUUAGCACAACGAGCGAAAAUAACUCCGAAAGUGCGUCCUGCAUGUCUUUGGCAAUUGCCAGAUUUGGAUAUAUCUACUUUGGUAGCCACCGGUUGGGGCCGCACUAAGUUUCGUGGUUCACGAUCUGAUGAGCUACUCAAAGUCGAUUUGAAUAUGAUUAAUCAGAAUUUAUGUAAAAAGCUAUACAAGAAAGAACGCCGUCUGUCAAAUGGUAUUUUGGAUGAGCAGUUCUGUGCCGGUCAUAUGACUGGUGGAAAAGACACGUGUCAGGGUGACUCUGGAGGUCCAUUGCAUGCUGAACUACCCGAAUUAAAAUGUGUUAAAUUCGUGGUUGGCAUUACAUCGUUUGGAAAAUUUUGCGCGAAAUCCAAUGCGCCAGGAGUUUAUACCAAAAUUUAUCCAUACUUGGAUUGGAUUGAGGGCAUUGCAUUUAAGGACGAGUGAAAUAGUAAUUUAGGGGCAUAUCAUGGCUCUGUCAAUAAAUUAAAUCGAAAUGAGAUAAACCCCCCUAUUCUAACAAAGUCACAAAAUUAGCGCAUUACUAUUGUGAUUAUUACUGUGCCU